AUCAAUUUCUGCGUUAUUAAAUUUUGCAGCGGGAAGGCGGAUCGCGUUUAGAGGGAAAAUUCAGUAGAGCAGGAAAAAAAAUUCAAAUCCGCUAAACUCAACUCCGAGCGUCAUUCCAACUUUUUUUUAGCCCUCCGUGCCCUGGUAGAGCCACCCACCGACAGAAGCUCAAGCUCCAUAUCCUAGCGCACGGCCUCGAAUUGCUUCCUGCAUCUGCAUCACCAUCCUCAGAACACUGCUUCAGGAAGAUCGUGAUAUCAUUGCUGCUUGUAGCAUCUCCUUUCUGAUAUUGCUAUUCCAUCACUCGGCGGUCCUCCUGAUCCCCGGUUCCGGAGCGUGAAGCGAUGGCUUCAACCCAGUCCAUGAGAGCCCUCGCCCGGGCCGGCCCAUUGGGUCCCAACGGCGUUGUCGCAUCACGAGCAUUCUCUACCGCUACGAGGGCAAUGAUGAUGCGAUCAGCUGCCAGGCCGUCCGUGGCCAUGAAGCUCACCAACUCGGGCCGCAUUGCCUUCCGCAGAGCCUACGCCGACGAGGCUCCCAAGCCCAAGCCCGGCAAGCUGCGCCGGACCUUCAGAUGGGCCUGGAGAUUGACUUACCUGUCUGCCCUUGGACUGGUGGGCUACACUGCCUACGACAUCUACGUCGACCGCCACCCCGACGAGCAGUUCAAGCCCGAUCCCACCAAGAAGACACUGGUGAUUCUGGGAACUGGCUGGGGAUCUGUUGCUCUCCUCAAGAAGCUCGAUACCGAAAACUACAACGUCGUCGUUGUUUCUCCCCGCAACUACUUCCUCUUCACCCCUCUUCUGCCGUCAUGCACCACCGGCACCAUCGAGCACCGCUCCAUCAUGGAGCCGGUCCGCGCCAUUCUCCGUGGCAAGAAGGCUGCCGCCAAGUUCUUUGAAGCCGAGGCCACCUCCAUUGACCCCGAGCGCAAGGUCGUGCGCAUCGCGGACAACUCUGAGAUCAAGGGCGCUACUUCCGAGACUGAGAUCCCCUACGACAUGCUCGUUGUGGGAGUUGGCGCAGAAAACGCUACCUUUGGCAUUCCUGGUGUCCGGGAGAACAGCUGCUUCCUGAAGGAGAUUGGCGAUGCCCAGCAGAUCCGAAAGAAGAUCAUGGACUGCGUUGAGACGGCCGCCUUCAAGGACCAGACCCCCGAGGAAGUUGACCGUCUGAUGCACAUGGUCGUUGUUGGUGGUGGCCCCACUGGUGUUGAAUUCGCUGGCGAGCUUCAGGACUUCUUUGAGGAGGACAUCAAGAAGCUGGUCCCUGAUAUCAGCCCCCGCUUCAAAGUCACCCUCAUCGAGGCCCUGCCCAACGUUCUUCCCAUGUUCUCCAAGACUCUGAUCGACUAUACCGAGAACACCCUCCGUGAGGAAAAGAUUGACAUCAAGACCAAGACAAUGGUCAAGCGUGUCACUGACAAGACUGUUGAGGCCGAGGUUUCCCGCCCUGACGGAACCAAGGAGCGCGUUGAGAUCCCUUACGGUCUGCUUGUCUGGGCCACCGGAAACGCCGUCCGCCCCAUCAUCAAGGACCUAGCCGGCAAAAUCCCUGCUCAGAAGGACUCGCGCCGUGGUCUCGCCGUGAACGAGUACCUCGUUGUACAGGGCACCCGCGAUAUCUGGGCCAUUGGUGACUGCGCUGUGGCUGGCUACGCCCCUACCGCACAGGUUGCCUCACAGGAGGGCUACUUCCUUGGCAAGCUGUUCAACAACAUGGCCAAGACAGAGAACCACGAGGCUCGCAUCCAAGAGCUGAGCGGCCAGCUGAAUAUCGCUGGCGGUAACUCUGCCGAGGCUUCCCAGGAGAUUGAGCUCCUGGAGAGACAGCUCAAGAAAAUUCGCGACAUCAAGCCUUUCAAGUACAGUCACCAGGGAAGCUUGGCCUACAUUGGCAGCGACAAGGCCGUCGCCGACGUCAGCUGGUGGAAUGGCAACCUUGCCACCGGUGGUAGCGUGACCUACCUCUUCUGGAGAAGUGUCUACCUCUCCAUGUGCUUCAGCCCACGAAACCGUGUCCUAGUCCUUCUAGAUUGGCUCAAGUCCAAGGCUUUCGGUCGUGACGUCUCCCGAGAGUAAAUUCUAGAAUGAAGAGAUAAAAGACGAAAGAGAUAGAAAAAGAGAAAGAAAAGAGAAAGAGAGAAGGGAAGAAAAAAAUAGGCGCAGGAAGAGCGGCUGGUUAACCGCGAUUUACAAAACCAAAACACCAUUCCAUCAUGGGACACAUGCAUCUCGCAAUAUGCAUAAUUUUGCUCGCGGGCGUCUGUUCUGUGUGUUAAGCGGAAAACUUGUUCUUUUUUUUUUUUUUCCUUUUUUUGUUCAUGGCAUAGAUUGGGCAUCCUUGAAUGCCCGGGCUGGAGACUAAUAAACAUUGUCGGAUUGGGUUCGAGGAGUAGGAUACCUCCCUCACUUUGUAACUAUUCUUGUUUUCAUGUGUAUUAUGGAGCUGUAAGACGAUACGGAUGGUUGCGUGUAGAGAGAUUCUAAAAUGGCGGUUGAAUGAUAUGAUGAUUAGCGUCUUCUUACAGUAGCUCUAUUUCAAUCUCUAAAGAUGAGUGAGUGAAUG
Messenger RNA from Trichoderma asperellum CBS 433.97, 2571 nucleotides. RefSeq lists its product as uncharacterized. The record is from RefSeq and is a predicted model, not a curated record. Gene Ontology annotation, molecular function: NADH dehydrogenase activity. NCBI's taxonomy places the organism in Eukaryota, Fungi, Ascomycota, Sordariomycetes, Hypocreales, Hypocreaceae.